AUGGCCCGAGUUCAUAAGCUACCGAGCGAACUCUCGCGGCGCAUUCAUGCUUACAGUGUGGUAGACUCUAUUUUCACCGUUUUUCUGGAACUUCUAUGUCUAUCACUCGCGGCAGAGGCAACCGAGAUAUCGGUAAUACUCGAUCUUAGUUCAUUGAGCAUAGCAGUUCUAGACAAUGGAAACGGAUUUCCAGAGCUAAUGCAAGAUAAUAAGGCGCCACUUGAUUCUGGUCUGAACCCCGGGUUGGAGUGCAUUUCUAGCUCAUGCGCAUAUUUGUUCCUCGUGGCUAAGAAUGGGCCUGAGAUAAAUUCGACAUCAUUGGGACAAGAUAUGGACCAGAGGGUUCUAAGCACUUAUAUGAAACAUUUUCAAGUCGCCGAGUCAGGAUUCCGCUCAAUUGUGAUGGCAUGUAGAUUGUUUAGUCACCUCCCUAUCAGAGCAAGAAUUAGUAGGGCCAUACCACGGAAAAAGUUGAAGAGACAACUCCGAAAAAUUGUAUUUCUAAGCUUGCUACAGAAUCCUGGUACUCUGGUCUCAAUUCAAUUUGUAGGUGAAAACCCAUGGCUAUCUAUAAAGUCUUCUAACACCGUAGAAGACCUUUUCCAGUCCCUCUAUAACGCACCCACACUAUCGAUUGAUCUUGAAGAUGCCAAAAUUCAUGUUGUUGGAUUCGUAGCUGCGGUUGUCGGAUGUUCGUUCCAAUUAAUUAAAUGGUCUGAUUCCUAUGUCCAACUUACAGCUGCCGAACGAAACGCUUUAAAUGACAAAUUGUCUUCUCGAGAUACCUUAAACAAUUUAAACUGCAAUAGAUCUAGACUUUCGUUUUAUCUAGAAGCUCGUCUGUGCACAGACCAGUCGUCUUUAGUGGACAUUCCCAUGCCCGAACUAUUGCAGUUAAUAUCACCUCAUACUCAUAAACCCCAGAACAGUCAAAAUGAACUACGAAACCCGCAAUUUUCUGCUCAAGUCCAGAAUAAAUCAGAGCAUUUCAAUUGCACUGUUCUCGAUACUCAGGCGCUCGGUGAGGCAGUAGUGCUUUCACAGAUCGCAAAUCAAAUAUUACUCGCACAUAUAAAUGACGGCAUUUACUUCAUAGACCAACAUGCCUGUGAUGAGCGCUACCAAUUCGAACAAUUUUUAUCUCGUUUCCUCGAAUUGGUAGGUAAUGAAUCGGUUGAUGUGGGAGUCAAGCUCGAACAUCCCAUUCCCUUCGCAAUCAGCGACGACAACCAAGAGAUUUUGGAGGAAUACCGGAUUCUUUUCUUUUGCUUCGGAAUUUCAUACAAGUUUGAGGCAGGUUUUUGCCAGAUAACGCACCUUCCUUUUUGCAUGAAGAGCUGUUCACCACAGGAUGGACUGCUGAUUGGAGCGUCACUACUUACACAUGCAACAAAAUUUUCAUCACAUCCCAUCAAAAAGUAUAGCGACUGGUUUAGUCAAGUGAGGGAAAUUCCAUCUUGCAUUUAUGAUGCGCUUGCACUGUCUGCUUGUCGUCUGAGCGUCAAGUUUGGCCAGAUUCUCAACACACAAGAGCAGGAAUAUUUGGUGCAAAACUUGAGACAAUGCCGUCUACCAUUUCAGUGUGCUCAUGGCCGCCCGACAAUUAUACCGAUGACAUCAACUGAUUUGGGCAGCUUCAAUGAUGAUUUGCAGCUAUAA
Molecule: messenger RNA, 1659 nt
Organism: Australozyma saopauloensis
Lineage: Eukaryota; Fungi; Ascomycota; Pichiomycetes; Serinales; Metschnikowiaceae
Gene: MLH3
Product: mismatch repair protein
Exons: 1
Coding region: 1-1659 (552 amino acids)
Biological process (GO): mismatch repair
Cellular component (GO): mismatch repair complex
Molecular function (GO): ATP-dependent DNA damage sensor activity; ATP binding; ATP hydrolysis activity
Source: RefSeq, a predicted model, not a curated record